UCUCUUGACUUGGUUUAUUCAGUCGUCCCUUUAAUUUUUCCCCCGCAAUGGAAACAGCUCAUCCAGCAUCAUCAGGAGCUGCUCUUUGAUCUGGAGCUGGCGUGUGCGCAUGCGCAGCUCAUUGCCUUCGCUGCACUGGCUUCAGUAAGUUGGAUGUGCGCUGUCUUCAUCAUCACAUCCAAAAGCCCAUCAAAACUGUUGCGAUGGAGAGUAUCGGAAAAACCCCACACAUCUUCCUAUUAUGUCCGCUGAUCGUGGCCGUGGCGUGCGCGCAAAGUAUCAGAGACCCGAGCAAUAUGCCGGUGGUCAAAGACACCGUGGACAGACUCAUGAAAGGAUACGACAUUCGGCUGAGGCCAGAUUUCGGAGGCGCUCCGGUGGCGGUAGGCAUGAAUAUAGACAUAGCCAGCAUAGACAUGGUAUCCGAAGUAAACAUGGACUACACCCUGACCAUGUAUUUCCAGCAGGCUUGGCGAGACAAGCGCUUGUCGUACACAGAGAUCCCUCUGAAUCUAACCUUGGAUAACCGCGUGGCUGACCAGCUGUGGGUGCCCGACACCUACUUCCUCAACGAUAAGAAAUCCUUCGUUCACGGAGUGACAGUCAAGAACCGAAUGAUACGCCUGCAUCCCGACGGCACCGUGCUCUACGGAUUAAGGAUCACCACCACCGCGGCCUGUAUGAUGGACCUGCGGCGAUACCCGCUGGAUGAGCAGAACUGCACACUGGAGAUCGAGAGCUUUUUUGGACCAGGUUCUUAUCCUCGUCUGUCUCUGAGUUUCAAACUCAAGAGGAACAUCGGUUACUUCAUCCUGCAGACCUACAUGCCCUCAAUCCUGAUCACCAUCCUGUCCUGGGUAUCCUUCUGGAUCAACUACGAUGCUUCUGCUGCCCGCGUGGCUUUAGGUAUCACCACCGUGCUGACCAUGACCACCAUUAAUACUCACUUGCGAGAGACCCUUCCCAAGAUUCCCUAUGUGAAAGCCAUAGACAUGUACCUGAUGUGCUGCUUUGUCUUUGUGUUCCUGGCGCUGCUGGAGUACGCCUUCGUCAAUUACAUCUUCUUCGGGAGAGGCCCUCAGCGGCAGAAGAAAGCGGCGGAAAAAGCCGCCACGGCCAACAAUGAGAAACUCAGGCCUGACCCCAACAAGUGGUUGGUGGGAAGUGUAGUUCAGAGAGACGAUGCUCUCUAUGCCAGAAUGAAACAGAGGGAAAUUGACGGGUAUGACUCGAUGUGGGAUCCGAUCUUUGCGGAGGAUGCUGCAUUAGGACUAGGCGAUCAAAGACUUAAGAUGACCCCCGAUGAUAUCCGGCUGACCACGGUUGAGAUGAAGAACGAAAUGGGUCCGUCUGAUCUUUCCCGGAGUCUGGGUGACCCGCGUAGCACCAUGCUUGCCUACGACAGCUCCACCCUUCAGUACCGUCGAGCGGCCAUGGCUCGGCAAAACUACGGCCACAGCGCGCUGGAGCGCCACGCCACCCAGAAGAAAAGCCGGCUCAGGAGACGGGCUUCCCAGCUCAAGGUCAACAUCCCGGACCUGUCCGACGUCAACUCCAUCGACAAGUGGUCGAGGAUGAUCUUCCCCACCGUGUUUUCCUUCUUCAACAUAGUUUACUGGCUUUACUACGUGCAUUAAAAGCAUCCGCAGAGCAGAACGGACCAAAAGAGAAAACAAAGAAGAGUAAAAAAAGAGAAUAAAACAAUACACCUUUUGCUGAUUUAUUUCAAAUAUAUAGCGGAAAGAUGGUCAAAGUAAAAAAAAAAAAAUCAGGAUUUAGUUUUUUCGUUCUAAAGACACAACCGGAGGAAAAAACACGCAGUACAGGGCUUGUUCCAGAGUUUCAAUAUACCACUUAUAUUUGUCAUAUGUAGAUUACUCUGUGCAUCAAAUAUUUAUGCUUGUCUUUGCAUAUAUUUUAAAGGAUUUGUUUUUUGGGUUAGUAUAUGUUUACUUCGUAGCCAACUGCAUCCGAGAAAGCUUUACAAAAGGAGUCGGUCGUGAAAGUCUAUUUUCCUAUAGUUAAGCUGUGUAUCAGAUAUCUUUUAAAAGCAUGCUUUGGUUUGUUUUCUUUAUCUCUUGCAGAGAGCUGGAGCACAAUGCAUUUUCAGUUGACACUUUAAAGGUUCUUCUGUUCUUUCAAAUGAGUUUGCAGGAUGCAAAGACUCUGUCAGGAAGCCAUACAGGGUAUUUUCACAACAGGUCCUUUUACUAUUGCUUUUUUUUUUUUUGAUGUUGGGCCAACAAGGAAACUCAGCCCUAUUAAAACAAAGGUUUUAUCUGAUGCAGGGUAUAUAUGAACAUGCUGGGCCACGACGAAGGACGUAUAUGUGAUCCCAUGGACAAGGACGGACUGACAUGGACCAUUACCCUGGUGGUUGGACUGUGUCAACAGUACCUAGGCCGUGUAAAUGCUAGACAGUCCUCAUCUCUACACUGUAUAAACUUUGUGUGGUGAGCCGCUGGCUGUUUAACAUCUCUCGAGUGUUUCGAGAUUGGAUGAGGCGAGUGAACCUCAACGAAGAAAGACGCAAUAUAUUUGUAAACCAUUAACACUAUCGAUAGAUAUAAGUUGAAAACUAGUAGCUGAUAUUACAUCAUGGUAAAAAAAAAAAAAAUUCUGAUUCAAUAUUUAUCAGAUGUUAAUGUUAU
Messenger RNA from Sinocyclocheilus rhinocerous, 2651 nucleotides. RefSeq names its product gamma-aminobutyric acid receptor subunit beta-2-like. NCBI's taxonomy places the organism in Eukaryota, Metazoa, Chordata, Actinopteri, Cypriniformes, Cyprinidae. Gene Ontology annotation, cellular component: membrane. The record is from RefSeq and is a predicted model, not a curated record. The coding region runs from base 204 to 1637 and encodes 477 amino acids. Gene Ontology annotation, molecular function: extracellular ligand-gated monoatomic ion channel activity; GABA-A receptor activity. The transcript has 9 exons. Gene Ontology annotation, biological process: monoatomic ion transmembrane transport.